AUGGCGAGUCUUCAAAAGCUGAUCAUCACUCUGCUGCUGGUCUGUACGGCCUCUUUCCUCUACUUUGCUCAGACGGUCGAAGCCCAAAAAGGCCCCAAGAUCACGCACAAGGUCUACUUCGACAUUCAGCAUGGCGACGAGGAGAUUGGAAGGAUUGUGAUGGGUCUGUACGGAGGGACUGUGCCCAAGACCGCCGAGAAUUUCCGCGCUCUUGCUACCGGCGAGAAGGGCUUCGGGUAUGAAGGCUCGACCUUCCAUCGCGUCAUCAAGGACUUCAUGAUCCAAGGCGGCGACUUUACGAGGGGCGAUGGCACUGGCGGGAAGAGCAUCUACGGAGACAGGUUUGCCGACGAGAACUUCAAGCUCAAGCAUACCAAGAAAGGGCUCCUGAGCAUGGCAAACGCCGGCAAGGACACCAAUGGCUCCCAGUUCUUCAUCACCACCAUCAUCACCUCCUGGUUGGACAACAAACACGUGGUAUUCGGCGAGGUAUUGGAGGGCUACAGCGUGGUGGAGGCCAUUGAGAACUGCGCGAAGGGCGCAGGAGACAAGCCCGUCAAGGCGGUCAAGAUUAUCAAGAGCGGGGAGCUGGAGGUGCCUGACGAAGGUAUUAGAGCGGAACUUUAG
This is a messenger RNA of Neohortaea acidophila, 627 nucleotides long. Its product is annotated as peptidyl-prolyl cis-trans isomerase B. Bases 1 to 627 code for a protein of 208 amino acids. Gene Ontology annotation, molecular function: peptidyl-prolyl cis-trans isomerase activity. Gene Ontology annotation, biological process: protein folding; protein peptidyl-prolyl isomerization. Lineage: Eukaryota; Fungi; Ascomycota; Dothideomycetes; Mycosphaerellales; Teratosphaeriaceae. The record is from RefSeq and is a predicted model, not a curated record. Gene Ontology annotation, cellular component: endoplasmic reticulum; fungal-type vacuole. The transcript has 3 exons.